This is a messenger RNA of Paramisgurnus dabryanus, 2594 nucleotides long. It is a transcript of the gene vegfaa, whose product is annotated as vascular endothelial growth factor Aa. The record is from RefSeq and is a predicted model, not a curated record. Gene Ontology annotation, biological process: induction of positive chemotaxis; vascular endothelial growth factor signaling pathway; vascular endothelial growth factor receptor signaling pathway. Gene Ontology annotation, cellular component: membrane. NCBI's taxonomy places the organism in Eukaryota, Metazoa, Chordata, Actinopteri, Cypriniformes, Cobitidae. Gene Ontology annotation, molecular function: heparin binding; growth factor activity; chemoattractant activity.
GGGAGACGCUCUGAGAGAUAGAGAGAGCGCAAAAGUGACAAGAGCUCCUCGUUCACAACGAUACGGAUCAAUAAAAACCAAAACAAUUGCGGACAUAAGACGAGAAAACAAGGCAAAGUCUGAUACAGUGAAACUGAGGAUUGCCAUCGGAUCACUUUACCGGCUCAUGCUAUGCUUUGCAUUUGAUGAUAAUCACAUGCGCAGAAGCCGUUCGCCGGCCCUGGUUUCGCGUACAGAGUGGAGGUUGCGCUUGGAAGUGGACUAAACUUUAUUUUUGUUCUUUUGCAUCAAGUUUUUGGGAUUUAGAUUUAUUAAACCUCUCAUUUCCGUUAAAUUGUGGAUUUUAAACACAGAUUACGCGGAGGACCAAGAUAGUGUGGAUUUCCCCCAUAUUUAUUUGAUCUCUUUGUUACUCUUUUAUUUUUUAUUACUAUUUAAAUUAUUAUCUUUUCUGGGGGAGAAGGGACGAUCAGCAAGUUGAUUUUAGUGGAUUUAACGCAGGUGCUUCGGUCUUGAAGGACAAAAUGGAAUUGUUACUUUGACCCACGAUAUCACCGGGUUCAUUCGUAUUCAACAGCUUCGCAUUUUCGAUUGAUUUCUGAGCGGAAAAAACCCAACCAGACUGCUCUAUAAUCCUCACCGCAACACACCACUGGAAUUACAAUCAUGAACUUUGUUGUUUAUUUUGUACAAUUAUUUUGUGCUGCUCUCCUUCAUCUGUCUGUUGUUAAGGCUUCCCCCAUACCCAAAGAAGAAGGGAAGAGCACAAAUGACGUAAUUAUCUUCGAAAACGUGUACAAAAAGAGCGUGUGUAAUACACGAGAGAUGCUGGUGGACAUCAUUCAAGAGUAUCCAGAUGAGAUCGAGCACACGUACAUCCCAUCCUGCGUGGUUCUCAUGCGCUGCGCGGGCUUCUGCAACGACGAAGCUCUCGAGUGCGUCCCUACAGAGACACGUAACGUCACCAUGGAGGUAAUACGAAUCAAACAGCGAGUAACGCAGCACAAAUUUCUACUGAGUUUCACAGAACAUACCAAGUGUGAAUGCAGACCAAAGGAAGAAGUCAAAGAAAGAAAGAAAGAAAAAAAAGGCAGAGUGGCGAGGGUUAGAGGCCGAAAGAGAGCGAGAGAGGGAGAUACGGGCGAUGUCAGCGCCUCGGCUCACCUUUGCUCAAGCACCACUGCGAGCCUUGCUCGGAGAGAAGAAAGCGCUUGUAUGUGCAGGAUCCACUCACCUGUAAAUGCUCCUGCAAAUUCACACAAUUGCAAUGCAAGUCCAGACAACUCGAAUUAAACGAAAGAACUUGCAGAUGUGAAAAACCAAGAUGAUGAGCGGAGUACUGGGCAGAACACUGAAAUGAAGGAAUUUUUAUGGCACUUUCCUACCAUGAGGUUUCAUUCCCUGGACAAACUGAAACCAGUAGCCCGACUAAAGACACAAAAAGUGACGAGGACACCAAUGUGUAUUUUUAAACAAUAAUAUAUGAAUACUUAGAAUAUACAUAUAUAGAUAUAUAUCAACUGACAAUGACAGUAUGUGUGGCUGCUAUCACCUGAAACACUACAUGCAAGUAAACGAAGACGCUGCUCGGCGUGUGAACGGGAUAUUUUCAGUGUCACUGCAACUGGGCCUGUGAUUGGACGGAUGCCGACGAGUGGGCUUUGAAACCACGCAAUGACGUAAAGCUUGACUGGCAUGGGCCGCUGUGGAUUUAUAUUUAAAGACCAUCAGGACUUGACUGAAGUGAAAACGAUGGCCACCUCCCCUCCAUGACUUUACAGUAUAUGAUGUACUAACAGGCGAAAGGAGGGCAAGUGGCAUAAAAACGACUUUUUCCGGACUUCCCGGAACGCUGGGUCCAGCGAUGGGAUAUUAAUGUGGAACUUUUCUGUGAUCUCACUCUUAACUGGAGUGUGAAGGCGUAGUCAAAAGACAUCUGUACUGACUAACAUCCGAUAGGACUUGGUGUGAUAAUACAUUUAAGGGAUAUGUAUAUAUAGAAAUUGUAAAUGUGACACAAACGAAACAAAAAACGAAAUCUGUCUUUUGCCAAGGAAUGGGGAGAACCACAGCUCAAUUAUUAACAUUUUCCAAAGAAAAUAAUUGCACAGCAAUUUAGGAACCGUCAAGUUAGCAGACAAUAUCUGUAUAUACAUAUCUGAUAUCCCUUUUUGUAGUACACUACAUCUAAUUUAUAUUGUUAGAAUAAGUUCAGUAUUCUGUGUUUUUAAUUUGGUCUAUUUAUAUACAGUGUUAUUGUUAAUAUUAUGUUUUGCUUUGGUUCCUAUCGACAUUUUCACCAAUCUCAAAAAUUGUAGAGGCUUUUAUAGAAAGAAAACUGAUAUGAGAGCGGACACUUCAACAUUCCUGAAAGGGCCUUUUAUAGUUUUUUACAUGACCUACAGCUGAAGUUUUAUGAUUAAAAAAGUGCCAGAGUUGUUUGUUUGUUUGUUUCAAAUGUACAUGUUCAGUAUAUUUUCACAUUAAUAUAUUUAUUGGUGCUGUUAAAUAUUAACAUCUUUUUGGUGUUUUAGUAUGACUAUUAAACAUAUUUAUUUUCAAAUGAUAUUGUUUUUUAUUAAACUUAAAAUGAA